AUGGCCGCUCCUCAAGAUCCAGAACCUCCAGCUGUGAGCGAGGCAGUCUUCAGUGUGCCCUAUACUCGCAGCCCGAAUUUUGUGGGCAGGUUUUCUGCACUGUCCCAACUUUUCGGAAUGUGGAAACCUGGAGAGAAUGGUCGAAUUGGCGUUGUUGGACUUGGUGGCAUAGGGAAAACCGAACUUGUCAUUGAGUUCGUUUACCGAGUCCGAGAACUAUCACCUGCAACACCUAUAUUCUGGCUCAGAACUGAAGAACUUCAGGAUGGUGGAAUACCCAAAGCGGAGUCAAACUCUCAAACCCUCAUGGUCAUUGAUCCUGGAGACAGAUUCGACAUACUACUCGAAGGAGUGCCUGGUGACAGACUCGUGGAUCGGUUGAAGAGCUUUACAGGCACCAUAGUUCUGCUCGCUAGAAGUGCCCAACAUGGUCGAGAAUUGGUCGCUGCUCGCGACCUAUGCGAGAUUGGAGAUCUCGAGCUCGAAGCGUCAGUUGACCUAUUCCGAGCCAAUCUUGGAAUCGAUGCUCAUCUUGUUUCUACCGAGAGCCAGAUCCAGGAAGUCGCCAAACUCAUAACCUGUUCACCGCGAGCCAUCAUUCAAGUCGCAAAAGUCAUCAACUGCACUGGUAUGAAUCUUUCCCAGUUCCUCGACCUUUACCAACGAGGAGACCCUUUCAAGCUGCGACUCUUCAGCAGGAUUGAUCCCUUCUCCUAUCCGGAUUUCGACAGCUCUGUGAUUGGCAGAGGAGUCUUCGAUGUAAAAAUGUUUCGGAGUACAUAUCGCCAUUUCAAUCGUUUCUUGUAUCAACUUUUCUUCCUAGGCGGCGCUUCUGUACCAAAAGCUAUUUUCUCGUCGUACGAUCCUUUGGACAUGGUUAUUAUCUUAUUUCUCAUCAAGGGACACUUUCUCGUUGUCGAAGACGCCUCGAACCAGACAUAUACUAUCCAUCCGCUUGUCUAUUUGACUAUUCGAAACGCGAUUGGAUUCGAGAGGUCGGAUUCGGAAGGAGCAGACAUCUUGGAAGAGCGACAAUGGUAUGAGGAUGUGGUUCUGGCCUUUUCAGACCAUUACCCAGACGCAAAGAGCGACAGCAGAGCGUGGUGGAAGGAUUGCUUCGCUCAUCUUAUUGGAGGCUACGAUUUACACAACGACGCUUUACGCAUUGCUGUCGCUACGAUAUACCAACGGGAGUCUGCCUUCUUCAAGAGAAAAGGAAUGUAUACCGAGGCUCUGAAGAUGGCAGUCCUUGCUCGAAACGUGCUUCCGAACCCAAUGCCGACGCAACAACUCAGCAUUAUCCAGGACCAAGUCACCCUUCUGUCUUUACUCGCAAGAUAUCGAGACAUGCAUCAAGUUCUUCAAGGAUAUUCGGCAGACCAAGGUCCACAAUCAUCAAUAUGGAAGAAGAGAAUGCUGGCGAAGUUGGAGCAGAUCGAUUGUGCAAAUCAGUACGAAUCUGCUGUUGACUCAUUCCAGCAGAUUCUACUUGCGAGCGAAGGAUCGAAUGUUCCAAAAGCAGACCUCUUCCUAUCCAUGGAUGACGUCGGUCAAGCAUUGAUGCACAAAGGUCGAUAUCGAGAUGCUGCUGUUGUGUGUCGAAAGGCUCUCGCAGAAAGAAAGGACACUCUUGGAAGCUCAUAUCCCGACACUCUAUCCAGCUGCCAUAACUUGGCCAGAAUCCUAAAGCGAGACGGCAAACUGGAAGAAGCUCUGCGCUAUAUCCAAGGUGCUUUACUUGGCAGAGAGAGUAUCUAUGGCCCGGAUCAUCCUGAGACUGUUUUCAGCAAAGUCGUCAAAGCAAGCAUUCUGAUUGCCAAAGCUAUCUCUACCGCCGAUUUUGAUGAAGCAGAAACCCUGCUUCUCAACUGUGUUGAUCGAUUAACAGCCAGACUAUCGGUCACUCAUCCCCUUGUCCUUUCAUGCAAGAGUGAAAUUGCACUCAUCAUGCUCGGCCGCGGAAACUACGAGAACGCAGAAUUGAUGAACAGAACCACGAUGACUGUCAGAGAAGAAGGACCUUGGCUCGAACCAAUGACCCACCCUGACACUUUGACCAGCAAACACCAAUUGGCCGAAGUUCUGCGAUUGAAAGAAGGAUGCAAAGCUGCCGACCUUCUAAGUGAACGUGUCCUUACUGAAAGAACGGCUGUUCUCACAAAGGGCACUAUGAGCGGAGACGACUUCCACCCCGACCAACUCGCAAGCCUUCACCACCGCGCCAUCGUUCUUUCAGGUCUCGGCCAACACACCGAAGCACUAGAGAAAAUCGACCUUGCACUCACCGGACAAAAAACCAUCCUCGGCGACGACCACCCAGACGUUUCCCUCAGCAUGACCUGGAAAGGCGAGAUCCUGCGUGCGCAACUCCCCAAACGGGACCCCGAACGGGGCGAGAACCUCGACGCCAUCGAGAGCAUGCACAAACAAGCCCUGGAACGCCUUACCUGGGUCUUCGGCCCCGAGCACCAAAGCACUUUACAAUGCGCCACGAACCUUGCUCUCCUGAAGCACGAACGCGGCGGAUCUGCACGCGCUGAAGCAGAGCAUUUGCAUCGACAGAUCUAUAAAGCUUACCAGAGGAGCGUGGGAGGUUUGCAUCCGGAGACGCUGAAGAGUAAGGCAAGGCUGGCGGAAGCUAUGAGUGCUUCUCCGUUGGCGGAUCCAGAGGAGGCGAAGAAAUUGUGGAGGGAGAGUUGUGCUGGGUUCGGGAAGGCGUAUGGGGUUGAUGCGUAUGUGACUGCGAAGGCGUAUAAGGAGUAUGAGAAGAGUUUGAGGAUGCAUUUAGAUCAGUGA
This is a messenger RNA of Mollisia scopiformis, 2796 nucleotides long. RefSeq lists its product as uncharacterized. Lineage: Eukaryota; Fungi; Ascomycota; Leotiomycetes; Helotiales; Mollisiaceae. The record is from RefSeq and is a predicted model, not a curated record. The transcript is spliced from 2 exons. Gene Ontology annotation, molecular function: protein binding. The coding region runs from base 1 to 2796 and encodes 931 amino acids.